CUGUGUCCCUAAGAACAAGUGUAUUUUAAUAUUUGACAGAUGUCGCUUGAAGCCUUGUCGCUCUCUAUGUGUUCAGCACAUCAAAUAGAAGAAAGAACAGUUUAAUACCAACGUUUACCUCGAUACUAAAGAAUAAUUUAUUUUGUAUUACCAAAUUUUAUUAAAAUGUCAAAUAGUGUAUUAACUACUUCGAAGCGCAGCCUCGUUCAAAUAAAACCUCAAACAGCUAAAGAAUUAUACACCCACCAAAGUGCAAGCCCUAAUGAACUCUCAAUCUCUUUACUACCAAACGAAUUGUCCCGCGUUUUAGAUCAACCGGAACGCCAACGGUCAUUGAAUUAUUCUGACACAUUUUUUGGGAACUACAACGAUACUACUUGUGAUGUUUUCAACAUUAGUGACAGGUCCACUUUAGAGGAAAAUACAAAGUUAUUCUUACUUAAGGAAAAAACAGAUUCAUUAUUUCCUCAAUUCCAAGAAGUUUUGCAAGGACGCACAAAUGACUCUGAAGUUUUUGAUACAAUACAAAAUUUGAUACAGACAUGUGCUGGUGUAGCUGAUGAAUUGCAGAAAACCUUUCGAGAGAAUGCAACUAUGUCCAAAUGUCAAAUUAACAAUUACAAAUGGUUGGACCAAGAAAUUAAUACAUGGAGAUUGUUAUUUGCUUUAUACAAGGAUAGAAUCAUGGUCCAAGCCGAAGAUGUUGGUAUGGAUUGUAAUAUGCCACCUUUAGGAGGUUCGGAGAAAGAAGUAAUUGCCCAACUCUAUGCAUGUAACUCUACAUUACGAGAGUACCAACUGAUGGUCGAUUGGCUUGAAGCAUGCUACAAUCGAAAGGACUCACAACCUCAAGUUGGUCAUGUUACAAAUCGUGCAGUAGGUUGGGAAAAUACUCUUUUUCAACUACAAAACCGACGUGAUGUAGCUUUUGGCACUGGGGUAGAUAUUGUCAAAGCGUUGGAUCCGGAUGCUCCACAUCGUGAACGUCGUCCACUUCAUGCGUUGGACGAGGAAGAUAAUUUACGUCUAUCACGGUGUAUUUUUGCAGAAAUUCGUCAAGGAAGAAUUGAUGAAGCAAUGACUCUUUGUAAAUACAGUGGACAAACAUGGCGUGCUGCUAUACUAGAGGGUUGGCGUCUACAUGAAGAUCCCAAUUACGAAACACAAUUUAAUACUAGGGAAAAGCAGCCAAUUGAAGGGAAUCCGCGUCGUGAUAUUUGGAAGAAAUGCGCUUGGCUAAUGGCUGACUGCAAAAAAUUUGACGAAUAUACCCGCGCAAUAGCUGGAGCUUUUUGUGGUCAUCUUGAUUCUUUAAAGGCAUUAUUAAAUGUUUCAUGGGAAGAUGUACUUUGGGCUUAUCUCAAAGUGCAAAUUGAUAUACGUGUGGAAAGUGAAAUACGGGCUUGCUGCAUUAAAGCUUAUCUUCCCCUACCAGAUACUUAUUGGAAUUCGAAAAUGUCAUUGGAACAGAUAUUCGAAGAACUAUCGGUUCACAAAGACGCUGCCGUUCGCGACUACAACUGCAGUAAAGUCGGUAUAAUACAAAAGUAUUUGAUAUUGGACAAUAUAGGAGAAUUGCUACAAAUAAUGCGGCGUUGGGUUGAGGAGUCUAAUAAAUCCAACGAUCCACGAGAUAGUUUAUCCCCUCAUAUUCUACGGUUCAUUACGCACAUUGUACUUUUUAUGCGACAAAUUGGACGUGUUGAUAAGGAAGAAACAGCCGACUUUAUAGUAGCGGCUUAUGUUGAUUGUUUAAUAAAAAUGGGAGAUGCCCAACUAGUUGCUUUUUACACUGCUGCACUACCAGGAAAAUUCCAAAUGUUUUUAUAUUCCAAAUUCUUAGAAGGAAUUACCGAUACUGCGAGUCGUUCAGCAGCACUCACCGAGGCUAUUAAUGCUGGGCUUGAUGUAGAGAAUAUCACUCGCUAUACAGUUGAUAAUAUUCGUCAACGUGUACCAGAUAUUAUCGAGAAAGCUGCCAUGUCUGACGCAAAACUAAAAAUUGGUGAGAUUUCUUCUUUCGAUCAGCGAAAAAUUAGUGCGUUGGAAUGGUUAACUUUUUUACCAACACAACGUGGCGAGCUGUUGUGGCAAGCAAACGCAAUGAUACGUACUUUUCUUGGCGAGAACAAAUCGGAAUGUGUACGCGCAGUUUAUGAAAUUGUCCCUACCGAUUCUCUUUCGCAAAUUAUUAAUAUAUAUGGUUCCAAUGAGAAUUUCCCUUGCCGCGAACAGUGUAGCAUCAAGGAAUAUCUUAGUUAUAAAAUUUACUUAACCGCUAUCGAAAGUUUUGGGGAAUGGUCACGUCUAUUACAUAAUCGACCAAAGGAACCAAAUGUUAUCACAGCUGGCGCAAAUUUUACUGAACGAGUUGCAUCAGAGCAUAAAGGGCAAGUUUAUCAUGCAGAUUUAAAACGUUGGGAAGCAAAUCUUGAAGAACAAACUAAAUUAACACGAGAUGCAUUAUUCAAUAUAUUACUUUUCCCGGAAAAGGGGUGGUUAAUUGAUCCAGAUACGUCAAAAGAUCCUGUAAAUAUCAAUGGAUUAGAUUGGCAGAAUCGCCAAAUACAAUUAGAAAAAUUACGUAGCAUCUGCAUACCCGAGAUGGUACUUCUAUUGCAUAAAGUUUUACACGUCUCGGGCGAUUACCAAGGAUGUGUUAAGCUGUCAGACGAAAUCGCUUCAGAAACUCGACAGCUGUAUAAAGUUUAUACAAAGCACAAGCUGGCUGAACUGCUCUCCAAGUUAUCCGAAUCCUCAUUGCAGUUAUUAAACAAAAAGCUUGACCCAUGGGGUUAUGUCUCUACACUUUAAACAUUUUGAAAAUAAUAAUGGAAAUUAUUCUUUUCAAUAAUUAAGUUUUUAUGUAGAUUAAUAAUCAAUUAAAAUCGAAUUAUAUUAAAUUUGUGUUUUUACAAUUUAAAGUUGAACUGUUUUUUGUGAAAAUUGGUCAGAUGAAUAAACGUUUUGCAUAUUGAGAAAUAUAUCAUAGUAAA
Molecule: messenger RNA, 2996 nt
Organism: Bactrocera neohumeralis
Lineage: Eukaryota; Metazoa; Arthropoda; Insecta; Diptera; Tephritidae
Gene: Nup107
Product: nuclear pore complex protein Nup107
Exons: 3
Coding region: 166-2814 (882 amino acids)
Biological process (GO): post-transcriptional tethering of RNA polymerase II gene DNA at nuclear periphery; regulation of DNA-templated transcription; mRNA export from nucleus
Cellular component (GO): nuclear pore; nuclear pore outer ring
Molecular function (GO): structural constituent of nuclear pore
Source: RefSeq, a predicted model, not a curated record